Messenger RNA from Protopterus annectens (West African lungfish), 1289 nucleotides. It is a transcript of the gene GPR141, whose product is annotated as G protein-coupled receptor 141. The record is from RefSeq and is a predicted model, not a curated record. Gene Ontology annotation, biological process: G protein-coupled receptor signaling pathway. The transcript has 3 exons. Gene Ontology annotation, molecular function: G protein-coupled receptor activity; oxysterol binding. Gene Ontology annotation, cellular component: membrane. NCBI's taxonomy places the organism in Eukaryota, Metazoa, Chordata, Ceratodontiformes, Protopteridae. Bases 355 to 1287 code for a protein of 310 amino acids.
UGGUACACAACAUCUGUACAGAACUGAAAAGAAAAAAAGAAGGCUGACUUACCAGAACCCUUGCAUUACAUCGAUAGACCUUUAUUUCCCAAAUGAUUUAUUGGGGGUUUUUCAAGAAUACAGAUAAAAGAAAAUCCUGAUAUCCUUUCAAAAUAAAUAACAUCUGUGGCCCCUCAUGACAAGUAAAGGUGGUAUAGAGAUGAAGCUUUCUUCACAUGAAAGAUAAUUGUUCUACAAAACAUGUUCCACUGAUAUAAAACAUUCAGAAAAUGUAUUACAUUUCUGUCCAGUUUCUGCAAAUAUGAGAAGUCUGUAAUACUAGUCAACAGGAAUUUUAUACGUAUUCCAAAGAAAAUGGAUAAUCAGAGAUGUAAUAAUUCAAGUUUCCCUCAAGAUUUUGACUGUUGUUCUCCUAUCAAAAAUCAAGACAAUACCAAUAUAGUGGUUGUUAUUAUUUAUAGUACUGUACUCAUUGGUGGAAUUAUAGGCUGCAUUUAUAUGAUGUUUUCCCUAUAUAACAACAGCUCCUUAUCUGUGACAACAAUAGCUAUCAUAAACCUUGUAGUGGUGCAUGUUCUCUUUCUCAUCACUGUACCAUUUCGCAUUUAUUAUUUUGUCACUUACAAAUGGGCAUUUGGAGUUUCAUUUUGCAAAAUAGCUAGUGGUGCAAUUCAUUGCCAUAUGUAUCUUGCUUUUUUAUUCUAUGUUUCAAUACUGGUCAUUAGAUACAUCAGUUAUUUUAAACGCAGAGACAAAGUUGCAUUUUAUAGAUUAUUACAUGCUGUACUGGCUAGCAGCUCUGUGUGGAUUGUAGCACUUAUCUGUGUAUUUCCUUUAUUCAUGUCUCAGUAUGGACGGCACAACAAUUACAAAGAGGAGGAAUGUUUUCAGUUUCACCAAGAACUAACCAAUGAAUAUGUAUCUGUUUUAAACUUCUUUGUUAUUGCUGUUAUGUUAGCUGUUAUUUUUGUGCUUUUUAUUGUACAGAUUGUUAUACUUGCCAGAGUUACGAAACAGCUGAAAGGUGCAUUCAUUGCCCGACAGGAAUUUUGGGUUCAGAUAAAAAGUCUGUCUUUUGUACUGGUCAUGCUAGUCUGCUUUGCUCCCUAUCACAUGUUUAGGAUUUAUUAUAUAAUGAAUAUCAGCAGCUGUUCACCAGACUUAAUUAACUACAAUGAAAUUUGUUUAGGUAUAACAAGCAUUUGCUGUUUUGAUUUGUUGACAUUCUUAGCCAAAAGUGGAGACAUUAGGUCAUUUUUCUUUUGUAAGGGAUGCAGAUCAAAAUAGAA